AUGUCUUCAUCUACUGAGAGACGACCGUCUACUAGUCUUGAUGGUACCGACGAUAUUCGAGCCGGAGAAGCUUUACAUCGUACGGAAACAUGCAAUAUUGUCAUUUUUGGAGAAACGGGAGCUGGUAAAAGCUCCUUGGUCAAUUUAAUCACUGGGACACAAUCGGCGCCGACGUCCUCUGACGCCAUGGGAUGUACCACUCAAACGAACGUUUACGAGCAUGACGUCGUGAUUCAGAACAAGACCUUGAAGGUAAAGCUUUUUGAUACGGCCGGUCUUGAUGAGGGCUCUGAGGGAACAGUCCCCAAUAAGGAAGCUCAAAAAGGUUUGAAGAAGCUCCUUCAAACUCUUAUGGAGCAUGAUGGCAUUCAUCUCCUCGUGUACUGCGUGCAGGGCACGAGAGAGAGCAGGGCGCUCCACCGGAACUACAUGUCGUUGUAUUCCAAAGUUAAAGAGAAAGUUCCGAUCGUCAUUGUCGUUACACGUUUGGAAAACCAAGACCCAGACAUGGAGCAAUGGUGGAGGAAAAACGAGCCAUCCAUCUCAAACCUCAAUAUGACCCUCGCUGGCCAUGCAUGUGUCACCACAGUGACCAUCGACGAAAAUGACAGUGACAGGCUCAAACAGCGUCGCGAACAGUCAUAUCAUACCCUCUGCGAACUUAUCGAGCAGUGUCGCUUGCCCAAUGAGAAAGGCGUUCGCGAUGUCGAAUGGGCAUGCGAUGACCAUGAAAGGGACCACCCGCGGAGCGUAAUUGUCUGCGACUCUGCUGUCGCAGCCCCUAUGAAUGUUUGCAACAUCGCGGGCGUCAUUAGUGGCGCGUGGGUCAGAUCCACGGUAGUCAUACGCGGGCAUUACUACAUGUUCCAGCGCGUAACUGCACCCUAUCCACCCGCAAAACGGUCAAAGGGGGGCGUUGGUUUCGAACCUUGCCUGUUGAUUUUUUACGCAAACAAGGGCGUGUCUGUCAACACGCAGAGAAUGGAGGUGCAGAAGUUUCGCAAGGUCUACGCGAAAUCCAAGGUCAGCUUAGUUGUUGUGGUCUGUGGCUGCGACAGUGAUGAAGAUGCGAAAGGAUGGUGGGAAGGGUCAAAUGACACUGGUAUGGACUUGUCAGCGCCAUCCAUUGCUUUCACACAUUUACCUCGAGAUGCGUCGGAACAUUCUGAGAGUGCUCAAGACGCACUCCAAAAGUUGAUUUGGGAGCUGUCUCGCCCUGGAGAACCUCGUAGUUCAGUGGUCCGAGACCUUCUCAAUCGCGUGUGGGGGUAUCUAACAAGAGUCAGCUAGCGUAAUUUUCCAAAGGUUCCUAUGAUUGUAGAUGAUGAUCAGUUCAGACACCG
Suillus subalutaceus is the source of this 1343-nucleotide messenger RNA. Its product is annotated as P-loop containing nucleoside triphosphate hydrolase protein. Lineage: Eukaryota; Fungi; Basidiomycota; Agaricomycetes; Boletales; Suillaceae. Gene Ontology annotation, cellular component: cytosol; cytoplasm. The coding region runs from base 1 to 1290 and encodes 429 amino acids. The transcript is spliced from 3 exons. Gene Ontology annotation, biological process: tRNA wobble uridine modification; tRNA methylation. The record is from RefSeq and is a predicted model, not a curated record. Gene Ontology annotation, molecular function: GTP binding.